AUGAUUACCAGGCAAUUUCGUAGUCAUUUACUAAGAGGAGCUACAUUUGAAUCCUUAGUAUCGUUUGGAACGUAUGCCGUACGUUUUAAUGUCGAGGAAAGUGUGCUCACCACUAUCAAACUUGACGACAUAUCAAUUAUCAAACCUGUGAAAAAGAAGGCCCAGAAAAGGCGUACAUCUCAUAGCAAAAGAUCUUUCCAAAUAAAUCUGAGUGAUGUCUCAACUUUGGAUGAUCAAAAUUCUAAUGCUCCAGUUAAAACGUCACUCGUAACAGAAAGAAACCAUGAAGUGAAGUUAACUCCACUAUACUCUCAGGUGAAAACAACCAUUGAUCAAUUCGAAACUAAUAGUAAGAAGCACAUUGUGUUGACUCAGGUGGGAUCUUUUUACGAGCUAUAUUUUCAGCAUGCGAUAAAGUAUGCGCCUGAGUUGAACCUUACAUUGAGUUCAAAAAAAAUCAGGGACAUGGAGAUUCCUUUUGCAGGCUUUCCUGAUCAUGCUGUGGAUAAGUACUUAAAAAUGAUUUUCGAUUUAGGACAUACGGCGGUUAUAUGUAAUCAAACCAACGGAUUAUACGAAAACAAAAUUCAAAGGCCAGUAAACAGAUUAAUAACUCCAGGAACAGUUAUUGACGAUUCGUUAAGAGACUACCACAAUAAUAAUUAUCUACUAACCAUUACAUUUCCAAAGGAUCCAUUGAAAGAAAUUGAUGGAGUCAAUGUCGGCCUGGCUUGGGCUGAUGUUGGCUUAGGAACAUUCCAUGUUUUGGAGACGACUUUAUCGCAGUUGAUGACCCAUGUUUCUCGUAUAUCUCCGUCUGAGAUCCUCAUAAACGAAGAGGUUGAUUUAGAAACAUUGAUCUCAGGAAAGUGGUAUCCGGAGUUAGUUGAAUUUAAACGAUAUUUUAUCACAAGGCAAAAGCUUCCCUCUGCAAGAAAAAAAAUCAAUAGUUUCUUCAAAAGAUUUGUUGAUCCUGAGCAUAAUAUUAAAGCAGCGUAUGACAAUUUUAAGCAAAAGGAACAAUCAGCUAUGUUAUCUCUUUUACAUUAUUUGGAUGAGUGUAUUCCAAAUUACAAGACUAAUUUUUCAUCUCCGACUCGGUCCAUUUCGAAUACCUUGAUGCAAAUUGAUCCCAAAACCAUGCUUGAUUUGGAACUGAUUCAAACUCGUCAAGGUGGGUUCAGAACCGGUAGUUUAGUUUCUAUUAUUGACCUUACCUUGACGCAUGCAGGUUCAAGACGAUUGAAAUCUUGGUUAUCUGCUCCCUCUGCAGAACUGUCAAUUAUUCAAGAACGUCUUUCCUUGGUGGAGCUAUUCAGAUCCAAUAGGCUACUAUCUGAAGAAUUAAGGCUACUGAUGAAGGACACAGCAGAUAUCAAAAGAUUGAUGAGGCGCAUAAAUAAUGGUAAAGUGGAUCCCAUGGAGUUAGUAUUGGUGGCCAGGACGAUUCUACAAUUGCAAGACAUGGAAUCAUUAAUCAGCGAACAAUCUCCACAUAUUCAAAAACUACUUUUGCCUCUUUAUCAAACUCUUUCUGAUGAUGGACUACUUGAAAAACUGUCUAAAGAAUUGCUUACUGUCAUCGAUGUUGAAAAUCUAGGGAAAAAAACUGAAAAUAGGCUAGAUACUACCGUUAUCCGAAAGUAUUGGAGCAUCACCGAAACCGUUUCUCCAAAACUCGUAACACUGAGAAAACGCUAUUCCAGGUUGGUUAACAAAUGUACACAAUUAUUAGAGACCUAUGAAAGUGAAUUGAAGGCAAACAACAUUAAUUACAAGGGUUUGCAUUUACUGAAAGAUGUUCGAUCAGGUGAAUUCUUAUUAGAAAUUAAGUCGACUAAUGCCAAUAGUCUAGCGUCAACCGUUUCUAUUUUCAAGGAUAGGCUACGUGAUAAAACCAGAAGUAGCUGCCGUUUGGUGGAUCCUGAGUGGACGGAGUUGGGUACGAGGUUGGUUGAAACCGAGUACUUGAUACUAAAAGAGGAGGAAACGAUUCUCGAGUCUUUCAGGGUUCGAUUACUAGCGUUAACUAAUGAUAUUAGGAAUGCGUCGUAUAUUAUAGAGAAACAGGAUGUCUUAAUUUCGUUCUCUAUUCUUGCCCGUAACAUGAAUUUGAACAAGCCCCAUAUAGAUGAAAGCCUAGAGUUAGAUGUGGUUGAUGGUAGGCAUAUUGUUGUGGAGGAAGGACUUAAGCAAAAUUUAGGCGAAAUACAAGAUUUCACCGCCAAUGAUUGUCAACUUGAUACAAAGAAACCAACAUGGAUAAUAACAGGGCCAAAUAUGGGAGGUAAGAGCACUUUUUUGAGGCAGAAUGCUCUGAUAGUUAUACUGGCGCAGAUAGGUUCCUUUGUGCCAGCUUCAAGUGCUCGUAUUGGGAUCGUUGAUAAGAUUUUUACCAGAAUCGGGUCAUCAGACAACAUUUAUAGAAACCAAAGCACGUUUAUGGUGGAAAUGACGGAGACUGCAGCAAUUCUGAAGGAGUCGACUCCAAGGUCAUUGGCUAUAGUUGACGAAUUGGGAAGAGGUACCUCCAUGAGGGAAGGCAUUGCCAUUGCAUACUCCUGCCUUUUUUUUUUAUCUACAAGGAUAAAAUGUCGAACUUUGUUUGCUACUCAUUAUGGAGCAGAGCUUGAAGCUUUACUUCUUGAAGACACUGCAUUUAUGGAAUUGAUUGAAUUCCAAAGAACAAGAAUCAUAGAAUUGGAAAAGAACACAUCACUUCCUAUAUCGGACCGCAUCAUUUUUGAUCACCGUCUUAAACCAGGAAUCAGCGCACAUUCCUACGGUUUAGAAAUUGCUGAACUUGCUGGAUUUCCAAGAGAGUCAAUAGAGGUGGGAAGGAUGGUGAUGGACAGAUAUGAAGAAAAUAGAUGA
This is a messenger RNA of Komagataella phaffii GS115, 2874 nucleotides long. RefSeq names its product DNA-binding protein of the mitochondria involved in repair of mitochondrial DNA. The record is from RefSeq and is a predicted model, not a curated record. The coding region runs from base 1 to 2874 and encodes 957 amino acids. Lineage: Eukaryota; Fungi; Ascomycota; Pichiomycetes; Pichiales; Pichiaceae. Gene Ontology annotation, biological process: mismatch repair. Gene Ontology annotation, cellular component: nucleus. Gene Ontology annotation, molecular function: mismatched DNA binding; ATP-dependent DNA damage sensor activity; ATP binding. The transcript has a single exon.